Ooceraea biroi (clonal raider ant) is the source of this 4125-nucleotide messenger RNA. It is a transcript of the gene Cad96Cb, whose product is annotated as protocadherin Fat 4-like Cad96Ca. Gene Ontology annotation, cellular component: plasma membrane. Gene Ontology annotation, biological process: homophilic cell-cell adhesion. NCBI's taxonomy places the organism in Eukaryota, Metazoa, Arthropoda, Insecta, Hymenoptera, Formicidae. Gene Ontology annotation, molecular function: calcium ion binding. The record is from RefSeq and is a predicted model, not a curated record.
UCUUCAAUUUUUAUACCUUUCUACUUUCUAUUUUUAGAAGGGCCUUUAUUGAGGGUAUGUUCAAGAGAACUUUGGAGGAAACGUCUUCAAGGCCGGAAGUUCUUGCACUCCCAUGCUCCGGUAAGGUCGACGCGAGACUCUGAAGGGUCCCAAAGAUAGGGGUCACUUAUGGAUGCAUUCGUUCGAGCACACGCAUAUUCCGUCCGUUCCCCCAUAUGAAAGCAAACACCUGUCCGCGGUAGGGUUCAGACGUUUCUGUUGGUCGUCGCGGUCCCCCCUUCCUGACAAGGGGGAGCCAGCCAACUUCCCGAGUGCCGCUGGACUGCCUUACUCAACGGCUCCGUUUUGCAGUAAAGAGUUCUAUAUCCCUACAGCGCGGUCGUAGCUAAGUUUGAUCCGAUAGAUCCAGGUCGAUCAUGAUAAUGUACGGAGUGUAAAGUGCAACGUAUACGGUGCAUUAUAGCAAGUAUAGUCAGAGACAGAUUCUCUACUAGAAUAUUAUAAUAUCAAAGAUAAAAUUACAAAUACCACGUCAACAAAAGAAAAACUUGAGGAACUUUAAAAAAUAAAAAUAGAUCUUUAGAAUUGUGAAAAAUUAAGCAAUGUUCUAAAAAUGAAUUUUAAUUUACCUCAAAAUAUGAUGAUCAAGAAAUAAAUCGUAAAUAAAAGAUUUGUCAGUAUUGCAAAUUCUUUGCAGAGAUAAUAAAAUCAUAUUCGCAUUAAUAAAAUUUCGUUGAACAAGAGUUGACUAAUAUAUUUAUAUUUAUGACAUAAAGUUUAAGAAUUUUGUGCUACAUUGUGAGUGUGAAUAAGUGAGUUAAGGGUGACGCCGAUCGAUAAAGGCUAUUGAGAGUGUAAGUCGUUUACGCUUUUCGUUGUAAAGGACGGUGACUAAUUGAGUGUGUGUGAAUCGAGAGAAGAUUAACAAUCUAAUGGAUUUAUGGCGCUAAUAAAAAACUGGUGUUGCGAGAAGGAUCUUUCGGUUUCGUGAACGAAGUCAAACCGUACAUAUAUGGACAAAGGGCUUCUUUCAGGUGCAUUUUGUGAUGCAUCGGACGGAGGAAUCGGUGGACGAUGAUCUUGUAUUGCCAUGGGACGAAACGUAUUGAGGAUCUUAUUGCUCCUCUGUUGCAUGCUGCAGACAUACGUCGGACAACUAACUCGAGACACGCGAUGCUUCCUGGAGAACGGAGCCACCGCGGCGCAUCUCUUUGUCAGCGAAGACCUACCUGUCGGCGAUACCGUAGGAAUCCUCGGGGUGCGGGGUGAUCCCAGUUUGCAGGGUGACAUCGAGCUGAGUCUGCAAGAGCAUGACAGUCCCGUCACGUUUUCGUCGUAUUCAAAAAAUUUGACUCUCAUCAGACCGCUCGACAAAGAGGGUGUCGAAGGACCAGCCAGCGUCUUCAUCAACGUCAUCUGCGAAAGAAAGCACACCUUGGACCCGGGAUUCGUUAUACCAGUGAACAUUCGCGUAACCGAUGCGAAUGACAACACGCCGCAAUUUGUGAAUGCACCUUAUGUACUGAAUAUUUCUGAGGUUACCGUUAUCGGCACGAGAGUUUUACAAGGAGUCCGAGCUAUCGAUGCUGAUCAACCAGGACCAUUUUCCACUGUGCAAUAUACAGUUCUACCAGGACCUCAUUCGGAUUAUUUUGUCUUCCUAAAUGCCUUGGAGGGAAAUCUUGUCCUAAGGAAAUUGUUGGAUUAUGAAACUCUUACCAAUUUCUCUGUUGACAUCCGUGCCCAGGAUCAAGGUGAUCCGCCACGAUCAUCAACGACGACAUUAUACGUCAAUGUUAUCGACGCCGACGAUCAGAAUCCAGCUUUCUUAAACGAUCAAUAUAAAGUUACCGUACCUCGUUACAUAAAAGGAAGGAAAACAUUAAAAGUGACACCUGCUGCGAUAAAAGCCGUCGAUCAAGAUGUUGGCAUAAAUGCGCCAGUUCGAUACACAAUUCAAGGAGGGAUCUUACCUUUCCUGGACUUGAACUUCGAGACUGGUGAAAUCGUCAUGAUACGAUCGUUGCAGGAUCAUGAAUUAAUAUCGCCAGCGACUAUUGUCAUUAAAGCUACCCAAGUCGAUAAUCCGGACAGAUAUGCUCUUGCCACCGUUGUUGUAUCGCGAGAAGAUGCGUACGCAGUUGGUCCAACAGCAGGUGGCCGAUUGCCCGUAAAAUUCGUAUCAAAAGAUCAUCAAACGAGUGUACCGGAGGACACGCCACCCGGUAGCGUUCUUUUAACAACAGGAGUCAAUAAGGCUGAUUCGAAUUUAAGAUUCUGGCUGAUGGGCGCGCUGGAAGACUUGGAGAGAUUCUCGAUCACCAACUCUGGCGAAUUGAUCCUCAAAGGCAACCUGGAUUACGAACGACGGAUCCAACACAGCUUCUUAGUUCAUGUUACAGACGGAUAUCACAAUGAUACAUCACGCGUGAACGUUUCGGUUGAGGAUGUGAACGAAUGGGAACCUCGGUUCCGGCAUCCCCGAUAUGAAUUUCACGCUCAUUCCGCGAGAGAAGGCUCCGUCAUCGGAAAGUUGGAGGCAGCUGAUGGCGACAGAGGCGAUAAAGUCAGCUUGUCUCUUAGAGGACCAGAUGCUAGAUCUUUCGAGAUUAGAGAUAACGGGGAAUUGGUACUGAGAUCGCCAGGUCCGUUUAACGGGUCUCUGGCUCGGUUGGUUGCCGUAGCUUCCGACACCGGAAAGCCGCCCAGGUCCAGCAUGAUUCCGGUGAUCGUCCAUAUACCAAACAGCGGCACGUUGCCGAUCGCCGCGAGAGCCGCACCCGCUUGGCUCGGCAGCAGCGUGCUGUUGGUCGCUAUUUUCGCUGCGGUUUUGGGUCUGCUCGGGGUUGUUAUACUCAUUCUCAUCCUUUACAUUUACAAGCACAAAAGGCCAAAGAGCGGUGGAUCAGUCAGUUCCGUGGGAACAGGAUAUCGCGAGAAAUCACCAGUGCCUUCAGCCCUGAGCCCGACGCCGCAGGUGUUAGGCGCCAAUGUUCUCCAGGACGCAUUGGAAAUACCACGAAAUCGACAUCACGACAGCGACGAUAAUGAGACCGAUAAUACCGAUGGCCGUAACAACAUCGACAAUCCUGUCUUUGGGGAAUCCAACGAGAGCUCAUAUGGUGCUACGAUCAAAAGUAUAGCAUCAGCGAGGCAAUUACCAUUGUACGCCAGGCACAAAGUGGCGCCUGCCCCGAAUCCGCCAGCCUUGUCAGCCACCUCAAACAUCCCGAACAUCGGCGGACUAGUACAAAAUAUGAACGAUUUGAGUGCUAGGACCAAUCUGGACGCUGGAUCCCACAAUUCCUCCAAUUAUUCGGGAGAUCCUCCAGACUCUCUGGCACCGGCGUGGCCUACUAGUUCAGCCAUACCGAGAAUUAAGAAGCUAUCCUGGGACGACGACGACAGGACCGUGGACAGCGUCGAGGUAGCGGCAGAAACGCGAACCGGAGACAAUCAAGCUGGCAACGAGAGACUAAAUCUCACAGUGUAUUUUUAACAAUCGAUUAUUUUGUGAAUGCAACGAAUCCCCCCGUCUCGUCAGCGGAAGACGACUUCUUCGCCCACAGCUCAAUUCAAUAAAGUCUCGUUUGAUGCUGGAAUUCUGUGAAUGAACGUUAGAUGCAUCGCAAUGCGCGACGUGACCUUACACACGUAUUCGGUCCACGAAACAUCUGUGUUAUCCUGUGCAACAUAGCGUUAACUUGCGUCAUUCUGAGCAGAUUAUGUUCGUUAUCCGCUCGUUGCGACAUCGGCCUUCAAAUUGUAGGAAGUAAUUAUCGGAAAUUGCUGAAACCGAACAAUAGGAAUGUUGCGAAAAAAACGAAUAAAUUGAGUAGAAUUUACUUAAAUACUAAGAUGAAAAGAAGAAAAGAAGAUACCAAGAGCCGAGAAACAAUGUCAGCUAUGGAACAGCCGGUAAACAUUUUACCGGCAACUAGGAAAACAUAAUGAAGUAUUUUUUGUAAUUAUAUUAUCAAUACAUAUUGAGACUCUCAUAUAGUUACCGUAUAUUUUAUUUCCUCGUUAAAACUAAUAAGUGACAUUUCAUUUUAACAUAUCGAAUAUCACAUUGUUAUUUUAUAUACUAUUUAAAUUAUUGUAUCAAUACAAAUCUGUAAAUUG